AUGUCCUCGAGUAAUCCCAGUACUACUGCCAUCGAUGGCUCUUCAUCCACACCACAACCUCAGAAUUUCUCAAACCACGUGGAAAAUUUGGACCUUCGUUAUUUGUCUCUAGUGAAAUCUAUUGGAAAAAUUGCAAAAGAUGCCACCAAUCCAAAUACCAAUCAAGAUUCAAAUAUCGAAGAAUUGAAAAAGAAUUAUGAAAUGUUUGAAACCGCAUGCGAUAAUAUGUAUUUGUUUUUAGCAAAUGCCAAACAAGAUGCUAUUGUUUUGUCAUUGAAAAAACAACAGCAACAACAUCAUCAACAGUAA
This is a messenger RNA of Naegleria lovaniensis, 309 nucleotides long. RefSeq lists its product as uncharacterized. The transcript has a single exon. The record is from RefSeq and is a predicted model, not a curated record. Lineage: Eukaryota; Heterolobosea; Eutetramitea; Acrasida; Naegleriidae. The coding region runs from base 1 to 309 and encodes 102 amino acids.